Pelobates fuscus (common spadefoot toad) is the source of this 1344-nucleotide messenger RNA. Its product is annotated as pleckstrin homology domain-containing family S member 1-like. Bases 1 to 1344 code for a protein of 447 amino acids. The record is from RefSeq and is a predicted model, not a curated record. The transcript is spliced from 15 exons. Lineage: Eukaryota; Metazoa; Chordata; Amphibia; Anura; Pelobatidae.
AUGACUUCCAGAAGACGUAGUUCGAGUACAGAUGCAGAAGUGCUAAAGAGGGGUUUGCUGACCAAGUCUCCUGGUUUACGCAUGCUUCGCAAUCUGUCGUCAUGGAAAGCCCGGAUCUUCAAACUGUGUAAAACACCGGAUAAUAAAUACCUUCUAAACUACUACGUUUCCAAUGCUUCAGAUAAGGCAAAAGGAUGUAUUAACAUGUCUGAAGUCAAAGCUGUUGAAAAAGGAUUAAAAGUUUUGGAAAAGAUUAGGGUCGUUUUGGACAUGUUCAUCAACUUCGAGCCAGAAAAUGUAAUAUAUAUAAAGUACGGAAAACGUGAUUUCUAUCUCAUUGAUGAAAACAAGAAAGAGAUUGAAGAAUGGUUUAAUUGCAUUAGUCAGGCGUGGAUGGAGAUCACCAGAAGCACAGAUGGAGAUGGACCUGCAAUUAUGCACUCAAUACCUUAUGGCGUGCCUGAAACGGGUCCAAGGCCAAUGUCUUACCCUAAUAACUAUCCUCAGUCGGGACAUGUCAUGACUAAAACACUUGACAGACAAAGGUUUCACACAGAUCCAGGGAUGACCUACUCUCCCAGCAUGAAUGCGUGUGGGCAAGAAUGCACUGGGACAACCACACUGCCAUCGGUCUACAACGCAGACAAAUGGAUGACGCUCACAAAAGAACAAUCUCUGAAAACACCCACCUUGCCACCACGUUUACCGCCUUCUGGUAAAAUAUCACCUUGGGAAACGUAUCUACAGUCAGGACUCGAUAGUGACAUUGGAAGUGACAGCGAGAGUAAAUCCGAUUAUCCACAGCAGCAAUCAACGCUUCAGCCCGGUUACGUUUCAGAUGACUCUGCCAACAUACAUGAAAGCAGCAAUCAGUCCAGUGACUGUGACUCAGAUGACGAAAAUAUCUACGAAAAGAUGAACUCUUUCUGUGAAACUCAGGAUGAAAGUGAAUCAGAAAUGCAAGAAAUGAAAAAUACACCUGCAAAUUGUGAAAAACGAACCCUUUGCAAAUUGGAAAGGAUGGACCUUUUAAAAAUGCAUUUUGAGCGAAAAGAUAUAGAAACGAUAAAUCUCAGCGUGCCAACCGAACACAUGCGGAAAUAUUUAGCGGUGGAAACCAUCGGAAAAUGUAUAAGUGUUUCCCAGUGGACGGGCCCCAAAGAAAUUGGGUGUCUGUUUCAUCACGGGGAUGACAUAGACACAAUGAACGAUAUCAGAUUGGAGACUUUUGAAUUGUUCUCCCAAAUGCUGAACAACUGUACAGGGAAAGAGGUGAAGCUGGCAGUCAUUCGUGGUAAAGAAGCCAGGGUCUUUCACGCAGAAGGAUGUGACUGCAACAAUUGA